This is a messenger RNA of Pleurotus ostreatus (oyster mushroom), 2796 nucleotides long. RefSeq lists its product as uncharacterized. Gene Ontology annotation, molecular function: protein heterodimerization activity. Bases 1 to 2796 code for a protein of 931 amino acids. The record is from RefSeq and is a predicted model, not a curated record. The transcript is spliced from 7 exons. Lineage: Eukaryota; Fungi; Basidiomycota; Agaricomycetes; Agaricales; Pleurotaceae.
AUGUCGUUCGCAGCGGGCAUAAACGGCCCGACGUACAUAUCAUCUCAUUCAGCCGAUGUAAUUCUAUCCGACAUUCGGCCCAUAAAGCUCAAGAUUGAGGCUCUGCGAUGUAUCAAUGUACUUCUCGACGAGUUCCUGUACAGCAUUCUGGCUGCGGCGCGUUCGUUGUCUACCGACAAGCUGCGGGCGGGGCUCCUAAAAGUCCUGCCCACGAAUCUGGGGAAGGAAGCCCUUUUGGAGGCUGAAGUGGAAUUGAGGGCGUAUUGGGAACGUACCAAGCUUCCAGGGGGCCCCUCGUCGCCGAUGCUAGAAGAGGGCCAGGGCUUUAACCUUCAAUGGUCAUUUGAGCUUCUACGCCUGAAGUGUGAAGCAUACUCAACGUUGAAUGAACACGACGAAAACCUUGCGGCCGAGACAAGCUUGAAUGAGCGCAUGUCUCAGCAUGGAGGGUUCACUCCUCCAAAGACGACGCUGGUGGCUCCGGCGGCCCUCUAUCUCACAGCAAUAUUAGAGCAUGUCUUGGGCAACGUAGGACGCGUAGCUUCUAGAGAUAGCAGCCGAGCCAACGCUUCGGUCCAAGAUCUUUUCGUUGCUCUCUGUGAGGAUGAGGCGAUAUAUGGCUUAUUUAAAGGCAUGAAAGUUUAUGAUCAGAUUGAGUUACUUUCCCAGAGCUCCAAACACCAGCGAAGUAAAUCGUUCACACGCAACGACAAGUCUCUUUCACGUACAUCGUCCCCGCAGCUGGACUUGCCACCUACUCCCCCGGAGCCGUUUGCACCUUCUGUGCCCAUUAAGUCGCGACAAUCCUCAGAAUCUGCCAACGCCGACCCUUUCUUUUCACCCCCAAGAACCUCCACGGAUAAGCCCAGGGGAGUCAAGAAGUUCAUACCAGGACGUUCGUCCCACGAUGAAUCGCAAAACGGCCACAAGAGAUCCGACUCUGUAUAUAGCGCAGAUUCGAGAGGUGAUAAUGAGAAAUUUGAUGUGGAGGAUUCUGCUCUCCUUCAGGAAUUUGAUGAUCUUAUGCGUUCCAAUGCCACCAUGAAAGUUUCGCUGACGCCCGAUAGGCUCAGGACUAUGGAGGCACAUAAAAGGGACCAAAAAGGGAACAAUCGUCCUCCGCCAGUUUUCGCCCCCAAAGUUGAACCUGAACCUCCUGCUACCCACGCAACGCGCGCAAAUGGGCGCAGGCCAUCCCUUCGACACGUCGACUCAAUCAUAGAGGACGACGAAGAAGUGAAAAUCUCCCUCAACGAUCACACAUCGCCGUCCCCACUUCCGGACGCCAAUCGCACACGUUCCGCAUCCGUAGCAGCGCCAUCAUCCUCAGUUGUGCCCAACAAUAACAGUGAGCACUCUCUUCCAGGAAAGAUGACAGCAAUCAUGGGUACCAAAGCACCUCCCUCGAGUUUCGGGUCAUAUUCGAAAGGACCUGAGCGCCAGGCCGUGUUCCCGGAUUCAGAUGGACGACCGCCACGCACACGGAAAAUUCAACGAAAUCGCGAAUCCUUAGAUCUCGAUGAUAUAAUGGGGGACUCUGACGACGAGAGGCCCGCUGUCGACACUCAAAGUAAACCACCUGCAUCCCGUAAUGGAAGGCCCAUGAAAGUGUCCGCUAGUACGAGAGAGUUGAUUGACUUCCUGGCAGAAGGUCCACCUGAUCUUCCUCAACCUCCCUUCCCAACGAGUCCUCCAUCCUUGGACGGGGGCAAGCAGAGAGGUUCCGGGCGUUUGCAGCGGAUGAUGUCCAAGUUAUCCAUGGGGAAUUCGGAUAAAAGCAAGACCUCUGAAUCACCAAGUCGGCCGCGUCGCGUCACUUUACAGAGCAAACCUUCGAUCACUAAUAUUUCACCUCUGGCCAACAGGCCUAUCCCUCCUCGUCCACCUCCAGUUUCUCCCCCGGAGUCCCCUCCGGCUAGCUCCUUUGACGAUGUCAUGUCCUCUAGUUCACGAUCCCGAGCGGCGGUAUCCCGCAAGACGGCCCCUGAGUGGGAACCACAGGCCAUGGAAACGCAACCCAACUUUUCCAGAUCUGAUAGCACCAGGAGCCCCGACCUCGGAGCUGCAUCUAGAGUCGCCCCUCCGACCUCGACCUCACCAUUGCCGCCGCCACCGCCUGUGUUACAUUCUAGACUUGCUAACGGUUCAACAUCGUCUCAAGCACCUGAAGUUGAGCCGGUCAAGGACGACCAAGUCAAGAAGACUCGUAGGGCUUCGUUGUUGCAGAGAGUCCCGGUCCCGUCGGUGGACCCAUCGCUAGACAUUCCACCGCGCUCUAGUGCGCGCCCAUCUCCUGCUGUUACGCCGGUGCCUUCUACCCCUGAAACCACGAGUAGAGCUCCCUCCGCAGCUGCGAUCGAAAGGAGAGUUACGAGAGAGGCAUCAACCGGUACAAAUGGAUCUCCCCCUACCCCCGACACGCCUCACGUUUCCGCUCAAUCUGCGCGGGACCUACAACGUCUCAUGGCCAUUGCAACGAACGCAGACGAGUGUCGCUUGGUGCUUCACGCUGUUCUCACUGCCUCUGGUAUAGCAGUAGACCCCCCAGUCGAUCCAGCAGUUGCCGCACGAAGUACUGUGCCUGUUAAUACUGCCCUCGAGAGCACUUUGAUCGAACUGUUCCUUGGUAACGGUCCCCUGGAGACCGAUGCAUCUCUGGAGGAGCCCAGAGAAACCCCAGUUGUUGUGCAUGAGGAAGAGAAGGAAAACAUUCCCCUUCCAUCACCACCCUCCAGUUACAUUAAAGCACCAGCUCCACGCGGGGUUCGUGUGCAUACAACUGCGAUUGCCGCAUAA